Zea mays is the source of this 741-nucleotide messenger RNA. RefSeq names its product probable calcium-binding protein CML16. Gene Ontology annotation, molecular function: calcium ion binding. Bases 59 to 646 code for a protein of 195 amino acids. The transcript has a single exon. Lineage: Eukaryota; Viridiplantae; Streptophyta; Magnoliopsida; Poales; Poaceae. The record is from RefSeq and is marked validated.
AAGCUCACAUUCACAUCGCACUCUCCUCCAGCCUCCAGGCUUGGCAAGCGUGCUUCACAUGACCACAUCCAUGUCGAACAGCGCCGCUAGCGAGAAGCAAUCGCAGCAGGCAGGCCACAGGCAGCGGCCCCCGGCGGCGUCGGCCGCGGACGCGGAGAUGCAGAGGGUGUUCUGCCGCAUCGACGCGGACGGCGACGGCCGGAUCUCCGCCUCGGAGCUGGCCGCGGUGACGCGCGCCAUCUCCCCGCCAGCGAGCUCCUCGCACGGGCGCCGCGAGGUGGCCGCCAUGAUGGACGAGCUGGACACGGACCGCGACGGCUUCGUGGACCUCGGCGAGUUCAGGGCGUUCCACGCGCGCGGCGGCGGCGGCGUGGACGACGACGCCGAGCUCCGCGCCGCCUUCGACGUCUACGACGUCGACGGCGACGGCCGCGUCACGGCGGCCGAGCUGGGCAAGGUGCUCGCGCGCAUCGGCGAGGGCGGAUGCAGCGCCGAGGAGUGCGAGCGGAUGGUCGCCGGCGUCGACGCCGACGGCUGCGUCGGGUUCGAGGACUUCAAGAAGAUGAUGUGCCCCCAGCCGCAAGCCGAAGCCGGCGCCGCCGGGCGGGACAAGGCAGAGGCCGAGGCCGAGGACAAGGAGGAGUGACGGGUGUAGUCAGGGGGGAACGGGAACGGCUGGAGUUGUUUGCGUCUCGCGUUCUUUUCACCUGUACGCAGGAAAUACUCCUCCUGCAUAAGACU